Molecule: messenger RNA, 861 nt
Organism: Phaeodactylum tricornutum CCAP 1055/1
Lineage: Eukaryota; Bacillariophyta; Bacillariophyceae; Surirellales; Neidiaceae
Gene: ELO5b
Product: long chain acyl-coa elongase
Exons: 1
Coding region: 1-861 (286 amino acids)
Biological process (GO): fatty acid elongation, saturated fatty acid; fatty acid elongation, polyunsaturated fatty acid; fatty acid elongation, monounsaturated fatty acid
Cellular component (GO): endoplasmic reticulum membrane
Molecular function (GO): fatty acid elongase activity
Source: RefSeq, a predicted model, not a curated record
AUGAAAGUUUCGCUACUCGAAAAGCUAUGGACUGUUUGGAAUCCAUCGAUUCUCGACAGCAUCGACGGUAGGCCGAUCUCUUCCAGCAUUCGAGGCUUAUUCACAGAUUUUGAGUACGACCGUCUACCUACGAACCCUUACGUCGCUGCACUUCUUCGACCUGAGGUUGUCCUCGGGCUCAUCGUGCUCUACCUCGUUUCCAAGUCUCCCCUACAAUGGGCAAUGAAAGUUACACGCUUUGACUCCACAAGUGGAGCCUUUCACACCUUCAUUGCCCUGCACAAUCUCGGAUUGGCCGUCUUUUCGUGGAUUUGCGCGUGGAAUUCUUGGACAGCGGUCCUGUUACAUGUACAUCAGUUCGGGCUGUGGUCGACGUACUGCGAUCCGGACGGUAGACUUUGGCAGAAUGGCCUCGGCGUGUGGUCAACGAUCUUUUACAUUUCUAAAUACUACGAGUUUCUCGAUACCUGGGUGUUGGUACUCAAAGGCAAGGAUGCGAGCUUUUUGCAAGUUUACCACCACGCCGGUAUUGUCUUUUGUAUGUGGGGUGCAGUAGCUAGUCAAUCUGCUUGGCUCCUUUUUGUUGUGUUGUUGAACAGCGUCAUUCACACGCUCAUGUACCUGUACUUCUUUAUCAAGACGAUCAGCCCAACCACCGAGAUCAAGAUAGCCAAGUAUUUGACUAUGGCGCAAAUUACGCAAUUUAUGGUCGGAAUCACGUGCACCCUAGGUGUUUUGUAUAUGGGAGACUCUUGCGAUUCGCAGAGCUCAAGGUUUGCCUUGGUUUGCUUGCACGUGUACGGAUGGGGUUUGAUUGCACUUUUUAUGGCGUUCGCCAAGCGCAAAUACAAGAAAUCAUAA